AUGCGUAGCUUCCAGAUUGCUUCCACUGUUUCUCUUCUCUUUGCUCUUGCUCGGGCUCAGGCUGAAUUCACACUUAGCUGUGAUGUCUUGACCACCCAGCGAUCAGAUCCAAUUAUCAGCCCUGGUAUCGCCAGUAACCACACACAUGUUAUUGUCGGUGGAACUGCUUUCAGUCGUACCAUGGAUAAUAAUGCCGCCUCCGAUGCUUUGGCAACUACCUGUUCUGUCGCGAUCGAUAAGUCGAACUACUGGCAGCCACUAUUGUAUCACAUCAGGUCUGAUGGGCAAUUUGAGGCUGCUGUAUAUUACCUACAACGUGCCUGUGACUAUCAAGCCGGUCUGACUGCAUGUCCAUCGAACUUUAUGCCUUUAGCACCUCCAGCUGGUCUUCGUAUGAUAUCGGGCAACCCAACACUUCGAAACUAUACCGACACCUUCGCACAACGUGCUGCAUCCCACAUGUGUCUUACUGCCACAGACAGCGUGUAUACCAACUCUCUCCCAGUGCAGGCCUGUGAAAGACUACGCUCCCAAGUCUUCUUUCCCUCAUGCUGGGACGGAGUGAACCUUGAUAGCUCCGACCAUAAAAGUCAUAUGGCUUUCCCAGCAAUCGGCGACUACAACACUGGUAUUUGUCCCUCGAGCCACCCAAGAGCAAUUUUCUCCCUCUUCCUCGAAUUCUUCUACGACACCUCGCCCUACCCCGACUACGAGAACCUCGUAUACGCCAUGGGUGAUCUGACAGGAUACGGUCUACACGCCGACUUUGUGAAUGGCUGGUCCGAUAUUAACGCAUUGCAAAACGCCUUCACUACUUGUGGCAGCAACGGGUACUCGGAGACUUCGCCCGGUUGCUCAAUCACGAAUGGUACUGUACAGGGCGCGAAGACGCAGACGCUGCAGGUUGCAGCACCCACGGAGGACUUGGGAUUGGAUGGACCUGUUUCUCAGCUGCCGGGACCUUGCUACGUGACAGGUUCUGUGGCUGAUCGGACAGUCUAG
Talaromyces amestolkiae is the source of this 1002-nucleotide messenger RNA. RefSeq lists its product as uncharacterized. NCBI's taxonomy places the organism in Eukaryota, Fungi, Ascomycota, Eurotiomycetes, Eurotiales, Trichocomaceae. The record is from RefSeq and is a predicted model, not a curated record. The transcript is spliced from 4 exons. The coding region runs from base 1 to 1002 and encodes 333 amino acids.